AUGUCUAGCACCAAAUUUGACUUCCCGUCGUUGAAUCUGGUGUUCAUGGAUAUGGAUAUAAAAUACCGGCUUCCGAUUCCUAUCCUGGAGCCAACUCACGAAGAGGUGACUUUCCGCCCAAGAAGCCCUGCAACGAUAAAGGCACAAAUUGAUAUGGCAGGAAUAACAAGGCUGUGCCGUAAGGAUUCAAAUUUCGUUUUCCAUGCCCCUGUACGAAGCUCUGGCUUCAGCUCUGCCCGCAGUUCUAGCGAGCCGCCUACCUACCGAUCCGAUUCAUUUUUGAACCUCACGCCGCGCCAAAGUUCUGGUCCUGCGCCUAGGAGCAGUUCUGAAACCAAGCCAAAAGCCCCAACUGGUACCGUACCUAGGACGAGGGCUGUUUCUGGUCACCGUUCGAAACACGCAUCUGGCCUCGGGACUGGCAAAGCCGCUUACGAUCCUCGCAUUACAUCGGCGCACAGCUUACCCCGGGCAUAUAGCGCAGCAUCUGGCCACACUUCCAACCUCUCAUCUGACCGAGCUACUCGCCAUGCUUCUGGCUACCCUGCCAUUUACGGUUCGCGCUCCGCUUCUGGUCAUUCUACUGACCGACCUACCGUCCACAGGUCACGCCCAUCUUUUGGCCAUUCUUCUGGCCGCCCGUCCACUCACAAUUUGCGCCCAGUUUCUGGAUACCCAACUGGCCACGCUUCUGGCCAUUUUUCUGGCCAAGCAUCUUGCCAGUUUUCGAGCCACAUGUCUGGCCAAAAAUCCGGUCUCGCCUCUGGCCAAACAUGUGGCUACACUUCUGACUACACUCCUGGCCUAGCCUCCUCUCAAAGCUCCGCCGCAAACUCCGAUGUCGAUGAUGAGCAGAUACUACAAGACAUGGAGCGUAACAUCAUCAGCAUCGAACGCUCAUUGAAAAUCAAGGACGCAACAGAUUUAGAAUCCGGAGAUGAGUCACGUAUACGGAAAUUCAAGACGGCUGGAAAACGUAUACUUAGAACCAUGAAGUCGUUUAUGCGCAUCGGCCGCAGCCAUGGCACCUUUAGCAAUUACGACGAAGAACAAGGCCUCCUCGAUGCGCCGGGGCCUUCUACUGAACACGAUCUAGCUACAAGCGGAACAUCGCUGUCAUCCGACGAGAUGUGCGUCGUCACAAAUUCACCCAUUGAUACACCCAAGAAAAAGAAAUUGCGCAGUGCUAUUGACACCGCUGGGCCUACGGCCUUAAAGGCCGCCGAUUUUCAAGUGUGUGUCACGAUCAUCGAGGCCCGUCAAUUGGCCGGUCUAAACAUGGACCCCGUAGUUUGUGUUCAAGUCGGUGACGUGCGCAAAUACACUAGUGUCAAAGAAAGCACCAACUGCCCAUAUUACAACGAGUAUUUCGUGUUCGAUUUGCAUAUGCCGCCUAUAAUGCUGUUAGACCAGCUCAUCACAGUGUCGGUCCUCCAAUCGCGCAAUAUUCUUCGCGCGAACAAACUGCUCGGCAGCUUUAAAGUCGACGUGGCCACGGUGUGGAACCAGCCAGGACGACAAUUCUACCACAAAUGGGCAACUUUAAUAGACCCGGACGACGUGACUGCCGGUCUAAAAGGCUAUCUCAAGUGCGAUAUAAGUGUGAUCGGUAAAGGUGACACAGUGCAAAUUCCGCUGACGAGCGAGAGAGAUGAAGACGAUAUUGAAGCCAACCUGCUUUUGCCUGACGGAGUCCCGAUUGAACGCCAACGAGCCAAGUUCAUUAUGAAGAUUUAUAAAGCAGAUGGUCUCCCCAAAAUGAACUACUCAAUACUAGCAAAUGUAAAGAGGGCUUUUACCGGCGAAACUCAAGAUUUGGUAGACCCUUACGUGCAAGUUAGCUUUGCUGGCAUGACUGGAUGUACCUCGAUAAAGAAGAACUGCUGCACGCCAGAGUGGAAUGAGCAAAUAACAUUCUCGGAGAUGUUCCCACCGCUGUGUCAACGUGUCAAAAUACAACUCAGGGAUGAUGAUCCUGUACAUCCAAAUGUCAUUGGCACACACUUUAUUGAUUUGAAAUCAAUUUCAAAUGAUGGAGAAAGAGGAUUUCUUCCAACAUUUGGCCCAGCAUAUGUAUACUUGUAUGGAUCCACUCGGGAUUACAGUCUAAUAGAUCAACAUUCCAACUUAAAUAUGGGUAUGGGUGAAGGUGUGUCAUACAGGGCAAGACUUCUCAUAGAAAUUCGCACUGAGAUACUAGAUAACGUAGAUUGCCCUACAUCAUCAGAGGUAGAGAUUGAUCCAGUGGUACCUCUUAAUGAGGCCUUAUAUGAGAAACAUGAAGAAUUCUUCCUGUUUGGAAGUAUCUUUGAUGCAAACAUGAUUGACAAACGGCUUGUGGAUAAACCACUACAAUUUGAACUAAGCAUCGGCAAUGCAGGAAAUGUACUCGACGGUCCUAAUGAACCAGUGAAGAGACCGCACGAUUUGGAUGUGGAGCAACUUAAUAAUCUCAAUGCUGAUACUGGUUACUGGCAAAGUGUAACCCAACCAACAAAAGCUAUUUCUACGGACAAAACCUAUUACUACUUGCCGUAUUGGGACCACAAACAGUGCAUGCAUGUGCGCAGCAUUUGGCCUGACCACCGCAGGCGCAUGUUUAACUCCAAUCAAAUAGCAAAUAUCAUCGAAAAAUUUGAAGAAGGAUUAACAGAUGCUCAGUUGGCGGUCGAGGCCAAUAGCGAACCAGAUAACACUACCAUUGCUGCAUUAAAAUCCACAUUGGAAUCUGUGAGCAAUGCCUGCGCAGCUUAUGUACGACACAUGACUAAUGCUCAACUUCUGGGUAAUACCAAAUUAGAUCGCGAAAGGCAGAAAAUGUGUCUAUACGAAAUUAAUCAAAUAAGCCAAGCCACAAAAAAUCUCCGUGCACUAAUUACAAGGAAUUCUAUUAAAGGCCGUCUGCGUACAGCCUUUAGUUACUUGAAAAAACUUAAACAUUUGUGUGAGGACUCGCAACAAGCAAUGCCAGAUAUAUUUAUCUGGAUGAUCAGCAAUGGAAAGCGUUUAGCGUAUUACCGAAUUCCAGCCAGAGAUAUAAUAUAUUCUGACAAUUCUCAAGAACGUGGUAGAUUCUGUGGAAAAAUGCAAACGUUGUUCAUGAAGAACUUUCAAAUGCGAGCAUAUAUUUAUCAAGCCAGAUCCUUGAUCGGUUCUGACUCAUCUGGUUUGUCUGAUCCAUUCGCCACAGCGAUAAUUGGUGACAGCACUGCUAGCACUCAAGUUAUUGACGAAACUCUGAGCCCGACAUGGGAUGAGUUACUUGUCUUCAAUGACAUUUUACUAUACAGCACUAUUGAACAGAUUAAAUUAGAUCCUCCAACAAUUGUUAUAGAAAUAUUCGACCAAGAUAAAGUUGGUAAAUCAGAGUUCAUAGGAAGAACUUUAGCAAGACCUGCAAUUAAAGCCUUUGAAGAUAGCUAUGAAAGACCACAGUUCCCACCGUCUUUGGAAUGGCAUGAAAUUACACGAGGUGAUGAUACGGCUGGUGAACUGUUGGCCACAUUUGAACUACUUGAGAUUCCACCUAAGCAAAGUCAAAGCGUAUUACCAGAGCUUCCAACUCCAAGGGAGCCAAUUGGAAAACCACCCAUGGACAUGAACAAAGGUCCCAUUUUGCCAGUUCCCAAAGUUUUGGAUUUUGAGGAAUUUAAGGAAUGGUUGCACACAUUUGCUUUGUACAGAGGAAAAAAGACCGGUGAUGACACUGAAGAUGAAAAUCGGAUCGUCGGUACUUUUAAGGGUUCCUUAAAGGUAUAUAAAUGGCCUCUGCCAAAAGGAAGUGAUGAUCAUACAGCGAUGGGAUUCGAUUCAAAUCAUGGAUUUUUCAAAGGAAUUCCAAGUAAUGAUCCCAUCCAUGUACUGGUACGGGUGUACAUAGUGAAAGCCACAGAUCUGCAUCCAAUGGAUUUUAACGGAAAGGCCGAUCCGUACAUCAUGUUGCAUUUGGGAUCGAAAAGAAUAUGCGAUAAAGAAAAUUAUGUUUCAAAACAACUAAACCCAGUCUUUGGGAAAUGUUAUGAAAUUGAAGCUACUUUCCCACAAGACUCCAUGCUUACCAUUCAAGUUCUUGACUGGGACCUAGUUGGAGCAGAUGAUUUGAUCGGUGAAACUAAGAUAGAUCUCGAAAAUCGAUUUUAUAGCCGCCACAGAGCAACAUGCGGCCUAGCUUAUAAGUACGAAGAACAAGGUUACAAUCGGUGGCGCGACUCUUUGAAACCGACACAAAUCUUAGCUAAGCUUUGCAAGGACGGAAAGCUUAACCCUCCUAUUUACGAGUACGGAAGGGUCAAGAUUGGGCGUACUAUCUUCAAUUUGCCAAUGGAUGACACAGAACUAUUCUCGAACCCUAAUACGUUGGAAGAACAAAUGGCGCUAUCGGUUCUUCACCGCUGGCAAGAAGUACCGCGGGUCGGUACCCGUUUGGUUCCGGAGCAUGUUGAAACCAGAUCUCUGUAUAAUCCCAACAAACCGGGAAUCGAACAAGGGCGCUUGCAAAUGUGGGUUGAUAUGUUCCCCAUGGAUAUGCCACGUCCUGGACCACAAUUGGACAUUGCAGCUCGUAAACCCAAAUCUUACGAAUUGCGAGUAAUUAUCUGGAAUACUGAGGAUGUUGUUUUGGAGGAUGAUGCUUUCUUUACUGGGGAAAAGAUGUCUGAUAUAUAUAUCAAGGGGUGGCUUAAAGGGCCCGAUGACUGUCAGUCCACGGAUAUCCAUUACCGAUCCCUAACAGGAGAAGGUAACUUUAACUGGCGUUUCAUAUUUACGUUUGAAUAUUUGGAAGCUGAAGAACGGAUUGUUAUAUCGCGUAAAGAGUCGGUAUUCUCAUGGGACGAGACCGAAUGCAAAAUACCAGCUCGCUUAGAACUCCAAGUCUGGGACGCUGAUCAUUUCUCUGCAGACGAUUUUUUGGGGGCUAUUACACUGGAUCUGACUAGAUUCCCGCGUGGCGCAAAAUCAUCUAAGUUAUGCACUCUGGCAAUGCUCCGCAAUGAUGGCACGGUUCCUAUGGUCAAUAUAUUUAAGCAAAAACGUGUGAAAGGCUGGUGGCCCUUCUAUAUCAAACGGGAUAAUGAGGAAAUGGAAUUGACAGGGAAAGUUGAAGCAGAAAUACAUUUACUAACACGCGAGGACGCUGACAAGGUACCAGCUGGUCUUGGACGAAAUGAGCCGGAUCCCUUGGAUAAACCCAAACGCCCCGAUGCAUCCUUCAUGUGGUUUCUUAACCCAUUGAAAUCUAUCCGCUACAUUGCCUGGCACAAUUACAAGUGGACCAUUAUCAACACUUCUGCUAUAAUAUUCCUCGCCGUAAUGUUCCUGCUGUUCGUAUACUCUUUUCCAGGAUAUACCGUCAAAAAACUUAUGGGCGCG
This is a messenger RNA of Iphiclides podalirius (scarce swallowtail), 5370 nucleotides long. The record is from the annotation of a GenBank genome assembly. Lineage: Eukaryota; Metazoa; Arthropoda; Insecta; Lepidoptera; Papilionidae.